CCGGGCCGUCCCUACUAAGCUGAUGCCCGGUGGAAACGGAUUGUGAACUGAGUAAACUCACCAUCGUGAUAUCCACGCCGUCCAUCAGUUUUACUAGCUCAUUUUAGAGCACAAGUUCAAAAUAGAAGCAUAUCCAAACCUCAAAAUAUACCACGCCACGGGAAGCAUUGCGAAUUGAACACUUAUGGUUAAAAACUUUUUGUGGGACUCAGAAGUUUUGGAUCGAGCUGAUAUUUGGGUUUUCGCUUCAUCCAUAUCUUUAUGACCUUAUCAGCAGAUUGGAUGACAAAUAAAAAUCACUGUGGGCUCUAGGAAGGUUUCAACGGUGGAUGUCAUUAUCCCUACUAUUUCCUGUGGUGUGGUCCACUUAGGCGGUGGGUAUUCAUCAAUUAUAGAUUCCUGCCCUAAUAUGAUCUAGAAAAAUGGAUGAACGGCGUGGAUAAGACACAUACAUCCAAGGUGGGCCCCACAUAGUUUACUCAGUACACAAUCUGCUUCCAGAUGUCACACGUGUGAGCAAAGACGUGCGUGUGGCUUUCGCUGUUAAAACCCUGAAAUGAGCUGGAAAAAUGGACUAUCGGCGUGGAUAAGACGCAUACAUCCACGGUGGGCCCCACAGAGUUUACUCAGUACGCAACCCACUUCCAUGGUUGGUCCAGAUGUCACACGUGUGAGCAAAGAUGUGCGUGUGGCGUUCGCUAUUAAAACCCCAGAUGGAAAAUCGGAUGAACGGCGUGGAUAAGACACGUACAUCCACGCUGGGCCCCACAGUUUACUCAGUACGCAAUCCGCUUACAUGGCUGUUUCAUAUGUCACACGUGUGAGCAAAGGCGUGCGUGUGGUGUUCGCUGCUAGAACCCUAAACCCCAUGAAGAUAUUCAAAAAGAGGGUAAGAAACGGAAACAAAAACACCCACACAACCGUUUUCUCAUGCAAUCUUCACACCACACUCCAUCCCAUUCUUCUCCCCUCCCUAUCCCAUGGAAGAAAACCCCCACAAAUCUCGACCGUCCAUCUCUCUCCUUCUCCAAACCAUCACCAUCAUCUUCACCGUCCACCUCCCAUCUCAGGCUCAUCAACGGACGGGAUGGCCCCGCGGAAACUGAACCCCUCCCCAUCGUAAUCCGCAGAGCGGGAAGGGCAUCCCGCUACUCGUGGGAUGGGACCCACCUCCGAUUGGUCCCUUUUGAUUGUGGAGGUGGAGAGUCUCCUGAUGAUCGGUCGGUGCUGUUCGUUGAUGAGAUUCGACGGUUAUCUCGAAUCUCGAGAUCAGCGAUCCGGAAGCUGUUCGUCCCGCAGCAGGUGCAGCGGAACUACAUGGAUUAUCUGAAGUGGAAGCUCUUGCAUAGGGUUUUCAGUUCGACGCUCCAGGUCCUUGCCACCCAGGCGAUGUUUCGAGCCAUAGGGAUUGGGUCCUCUAUGUCCCUUCCAUCGGCUGCUGCAUUGAAUUGGGUGCUGAAGGAUGGGCUUGGACGGCUUAGCCGAUGCAUAUACACCGCCAGCCUUGGAUCUGCAUUCGAUGCCAACUUGAAGAGGGUAAGGUUCUCAACAUCAAUCUUAUUCAGCUUGAGCAUUGGAGUUGAGUUGCUGACUCCAAUGUUUCCCCAGUAUUUUUUGCUUCUUGCAACUAUAGCGAACAUUGCGAAAUCAAUUAGUCUGGCUGCCUACCUAGCAACCGGUUCUGCCAUACAUCGGAGCUUUGCCAUAGCAGAUAAUCUUGGUGAAGUUUCGGCAAAAGCUCAGAUUCAAACCGUUUGUUUUGAUAACUUGGGUCUGAUGCUUGCUGCUAUCUUAAAUAUUUUGUGCAAGAAUAGCCAAAGGUUACAAGCCACUCUUCCAUUGGUUGUAUAUCCAAUUUUCUCCACAAUCGACCUGUUUGCUAUCUACCAAGGGCUCAAACACGUACAUCUACAAACAUUAACAAAGGAUAGGCUAGAGAUCAUAAUAGAUAAAUGGAUUCAUUUCGGAUUUGUCCCUUCACCUGCAGACGUGAGCAAUGAGGAAGGUGUUUUCAUGAGCAGUAGAGGCAGUGAGUCAUGGCCCAUCAGAAUCGGGUGCAUUGAUCCCAAGAAUAUAUCACCCAAGUCCUCGAUGUUGACUAUGCAAUCCUUGAGAGGCGAGGAUUUCUACUUCAUCUGCAUGGAGACCUCGUACGUGGGAUUGACAAGAAAGCGGCAACAAGGGAUUCUCCUUUGUCUACAGGAAAGAGCAGGCAGUACAGAUAUAGUUGCGGGAUUGUUGCAGGCAUGCCAAGUCCGGAAGGCACUUCAACUGAGUAGGCACAACCAGAAAUGCAACUUAGAAGAUAGCAGAGCUGAGGAGUCUAUUUUCAAGGAAUGGUUUGAGGUGGUGGAAGAUAGCAGGAGAUACGCACAAGGGGAGAUCAAUCCAUUGAUGGAAGCAAUCUGUAGAACAGGGUGGGCUGUCAAGAACAUCUUGCUGAAUACACAUGAGCAGAUACGAUAUAGCUUUGUAGGUGACUAAACAGGACAUGAACAAGCACAAUUACAGUGAUUUCAGCAAUGCCAUCAAGUGUAAAGGAAGCGGGAUCAAAGGAAAAGGAAAAAGAGAAGAAAAACAACCAGGGCACAAACCCGGACCACACAUGCAUACACACACACACACCAUUGUCUCUACGAGUUCAACAUAUUGCCAUUUUUCUUAAUGUUGUAUUAUUUUGCAUGUUUUACAGAUGAACAGGAAAAAGUAGAAAGAACAAAAGAAACAUUCUUUA
Messenger RNA from Magnolia sinica, 2734 nucleotides. Its product is annotated as protein root UVB sensitive 4-like. The transcript is spliced from 11 exons. Lineage: Eukaryota; Viridiplantae; Streptophyta; Magnoliopsida; Magnoliales; Magnoliaceae. The record is from RefSeq and is a predicted model, not a curated record. Bases 931 to 2484 code for a protein of 517 amino acids.